This is a messenger RNA of Rhipicephalus sanguineus (brown dog tick), 982 nucleotides long. Its product is annotated as fatty-acid amide hydrolase 2-A-like. NCBI's taxonomy places the organism in Eukaryota, Metazoa, Arthropoda, Arachnida, Ixodida, Ixodidae. The transcript is spliced from 6 exons. The coding region runs from base 43 to 510 and encodes 155 amino acids. The record is from RefSeq and is a predicted model, not a curated record.
AAAGAUGCCGAGGAAGUCGACAGACUGGUCGCAUCGGGAACAAUGAGCGCAAGUCAAAUGACCAAGGAAAAGCCACUGCUGGGCUUACCGUUCACUUCCAAGAACAGCAUUGCCAUCAGAGGCAUGCGACAUGACGCGGGCUCCCUCUACUGGCAUGGGCGACGCGCCGAGGAAGAUGCUCCGAGCGUGGCCUCCUUGCGGCGAGCCGGCGCCAUCCCACUGGCACUGACCAACGUGCCUGAGCUGUGCAUGUGGGGCGAGUCCCACAACUUGGUGGAUGGCUGCACACGGAACCCGCAUGACACGCGCCGAAGCCCCGGCGGAAGCAGCGGUGGAGAGGGAAGCCUUCUUGCAGCAGCUGGAUCCCUGAUUGGCCUUGGCACAGACGCUGCGGGAAGCGUGCGAAUACCAUCCGCCUACUGCGGCAUUUUCGGCCACAAGCCAACAGCUGGAGUAGUGCCAAAUACUGGCCUGAUGCCAGAGUUCGGAGAAAACGUGGCGCAGUUUUAACUGCGUUGGACCACUGGCCGGUUUGCGGAGGACCUGCCGCUUUUGCUGAAUGUCCUGGCCUACAACCAACAAGUUAAGACUAAAUGAACAAGUAAAUCUGAAGGCUCUGAAGCUGUAUUACAUGGACAAUGAAGGGAGCCUUUUCAUCAGCCGUGUGACCACUGAUAUGCGACGGGCAGUUAGACGGGUCACCCAAUACCUCACUGCGGCUCACGGGCUUGAAGCGAAUCAGCUGCACCUGCCCGAGAUGCGAUUCGGCAUGUACGAGUGGUUCAAGGUUAUCGCCAUCAAGAAUCCCACGCCACUAGCCCAGAUCUUCAGGCCCGGCGGCUUUAACACGUUAGUCGAACUGCUCCGCCACGUCGUGGGUGCUGGCCGGCACACACUCGCAGCGUUGCUGUCGUCCAAGUUUUCGCCUCUUUACCGGUUCCGUUCGCAGCAAAAGGCCGAAGCCUUCGUCGCUUCCAUAGAG